Molecule: messenger RNA, 2010 nt
Organism: Helobdella robusta
Lineage: Eukaryota; Metazoa; Annelida; Clitellata; Rhynchobdellida; Glossiphoniidae
Exons: 7
Coding region: 305-1576 (423 amino acids)
Source: RefSeq, a predicted model, not a curated record
CAUAUCGUCAUUGUGGUACUUAAGCAUUAUUUUACAAAUUUGUGUUAUUCAGAUUAUCGAGUAUUAUAGAAAAAUUUUUUUAAAACUAUAAUAAGUGUAUGUAUAUAUAUAUAAUUAUUCUAUUUAUAUAUAUUUGUAAUGUAACUGAUUCAUUAUUGAUUGAAGGAACUCACCGCUCUGUAUUUUGUCAUGUAACUCCGUUGGCGAAUGUGAAAGAUUACAUUGAUAUUUUGAAGACUGCAAAACAUAUAUGAUAUACAUCAACAGUAUCAUUACUAAUUGAUUUGUUGAUUGCUUUACAUGAAUGAGGCUGAAUAAACAUAUGCACGUGAGAAUUGAUGUUACGAUGACUGCUAAAAGAAUUAUCUUUGCCCUCUUUGUCACCUUUGUUCGAGUUUCUCGAACAAACAUUGUGAAACUUGGUCCCACAAUAUCCGGUUCGAACAGUCCGUACGAUGUGACUUCGGCCAGAAAAGUCUUCUUACUCCCUGAUUACGUUCCGUAUAACGGGGCGGAGUUGUUUGCAUUUUCCGUUCUGCUAUCAUCUCUAGAUGCCUUCUCGUUGUUAGUUCUCAGGCCCCAAUCUCUGUCAGUUAGUGAAGUUGGCAGUCCUGCGGCUAUAUGCAGUAAGGAAGUUUAUGACCAGGUCGGUCAGUAUCAAUUCUUUCCUAUGUCUUCUGCUGGAAAUCUCGAAAAUGUCUACUUAGAAAGUUUCCAACUAAAUCAGGGAUGUACGAAACUAAACAAAGGAGAUAGAUUCGGCUUAUUCUUCAGUAACGAUCGCACGUCCAUCGCCACCUAUUUAACGCCGUCCUCGUCAAACUUGACCAACAGCUGGUGCGGUAGCUUCAUCGAUCUAUCGAAGGAUAGUUACGAUUUUUCCGGUCGGAUUAGUUCGACGAUUGCUUUCGACAAACUGCCAAUACCUUACACUUUACAAAUAAACUUGUAUCUGAAUUAUGCUGACGACAGCAGCGCUGGAGCUGGUAGUAGUAGUCCGGGUUCGGUCGGUAAAUGCACUAACGGUCUACUAAUUCCACGCUCCCUGGCGAGUAACGUUACUGCAAAACCGACGGUUCCGCCAUUCUACAAAGGGGUUCAAGGGUCGAAAGGUCAGGCGGGGGUCAAGGGAGCCACAGGCUUCCAGGGCAUUCCAGGUCAGCAGGGUUCACAAGGUCAACCGGGAAAGAUCGGCCCAACCGGAUCAACGGGAGAGACGGGUCAAACUGGACCGAUGGGAAACACCGGAUGGAUCGGUAAUACCGGGGCUACAGGAUUUAUGGGGGCCACUGGAUCUCUGGGACCUACCGGGUUACAGGGACCUAUUGGCGUGUUAGGAGACACUGGAGAACCGGGAUUUCGCGGAAAAAAUUACACCAAGGAUUUGGGUAAAAAACACACGAACGAGAACAAGAACAACGACACUGGCCAGGUCUCCAUGUUGAUCUCAGAAUCAUUCUUUGAUAAGGAUAUCGCAAUAAUUGCCCUAUUUAUUUGGCUGCCGAUAAUUUCAUUUCUAUGCCUCCUAACACUCAUCAUAAUUAUUGUUCUUUGCGUCAAAAUUGCAAAAUUUUAACUAUUCUGUGUCAUUUUUAAUCUACUAUUUCUGGCCGUUCGUCACCGGCGACUCAUCUUCUGUAUCAUAUUAUUUUUAUUAUUGUAAUUGUUGUUAUUGAAAUUAUUAUUAUUGCUAUUAUUAUUAUUAUUAUUAUUAUUAUUAUUAUUAUUAUUAUUAUUAUUAUUAUAGCUGUGUAAAUCUGACCGAGCAAAUGCAUGUUUUCAAAAUAAGGAAGUUAACUUACAUAGAACGGUUCACUGUUAUUAUUAUUACUAUUGUUAAUUUUAUCAUUGUUAUUAUUAUUAUUGUUAUAUGAUAUUAUUAUUAUUAUUUAAUUUAUGCUCAUUGAAGAGAGAGGACAUUUGAACGACGAUGAUGUAUUCCAUUCAUUCCUCUCAAAAAGGAACAACUCACUCUUUUUUAAAUGUAAAAAGUAUUUGCUUUCUUUUUCA